Messenger RNA from Etheostoma spectabile (orangethroat darter), 2870 nucleotides. It is a transcript of the gene samhd1, whose product is annotated as SAM domain and HD domain 1. Gene Ontology annotation, molecular function: protein binding; dGTPase activity. The transcript has 16 exons. Gene Ontology annotation, cellular component: nucleus. NCBI's taxonomy places the organism in Eukaryota, Metazoa, Chordata, Actinopteri, Perciformes, Percidae. The record is from RefSeq and is a predicted model, not a curated record. Gene Ontology annotation, biological process: defense response to virus; regulation of innate immune response; dGTP catabolic process. Bases 152 to 2029 code for a protein of 625 amino acids.
CGGUGUGGAAACAAAACCCGGGUAUUUUCACCGCCGCGCGAGUGUCUUCUGCGCCGAACUAGCUACCGGGUCAGCUGUUGCAGUCAACGGGGGACAUAUUACCGGCUGUAGUUUUGCGGAUAUCCACUCUUCUGACUAACUCAAGACCAACAUGGAGAACAGAAAACGACCGUUAGGUGCAGUUGUGACCCCUAAUGACAGCUUCAAAACGCCUGAAAAGAGAGUGUCUGUGGUCCGGCUGCCGGACCCGGACUACAUGCGAUGGGGAGUAGAGGAAACAUGUCGAUACCUGCGAGAAGAAGGUCUCGAAGAAUGGGAAGAUACAUUUAAAGCCCAAAAAAUGACAGGCGUCGGUCUGCGGUAUGUCAAGGAUGCAGAUCUGGAGAAAAUUGGCAUAAAGUACCUUGGUGACCGUCUGCAGAUCCUACACAGCCUCAGGAAACUGUGGCAGAAAGAAGCAGAGGCAAAUAAGGUGUUUAAUGAUCCCAUCCACGGGCAUGUGGAGUUGCAUCCUCUUCUCAUCAAAAUCAUUGACACACCUCAGUUCCAGAGACUACGAAACCUCAAGCAGCUUGGAGGAACCUACUUUGUCUUUCCUGGAGCCUCCCACAACCGUUUUGAACACUGCAUUGGGGUGGGUCACUUGGCAGGGCAACUUGUACAAGCUCUGAACAACAGGCAGCCAGAACUCCUCAUCUCUCGCAGAGACAUUCUUUGUGUGCAGAUCGCUGGGCUCUGUCAUGACCUGGGACAUGGGCCAUUUUCCCAUAUGUUUGACGGGAAGUUCAUCCCCAAAGCACGUCCGGGAAUUUCCUGGAAGCAUGAGAACGCCUCUCUCGACAUGUUUGAUUACCUGGUAAAAGACAAUGGCCUGAAGCCGGUGAUGGAGCAGCACGGCCUGGUGCUACCCGAGGACCUGGACUUUAUUAAAGAACAGAUCGCUGGACCACCGGACACCAAUGCAACUCAAGGCCAGAAGUGGCCAUAUAAAGGCCGUCCAGAAGACAAGUCCUUCCUCUAUGAAAUCGUGGCCAACAAAAGAAAUGGCAUUGAUGUGGACAAGUGGGACUACUUUGCCAGGGACUGCUAUCAUUUGGGUAUCCAGAACAACUUUGACUAUCGCCGCUUCCUAAAAUUUGCCAGGGUGUGUGAGGUGGACGGGCAGAAGCACAUCUGCACUAGAGACAAGGAGGUGGGGAAUCUGUAUGACAUGUUCCAUACGAGGAACUGUCUCCACAGAAGAGCCUACCAGCACAAAGUGGGCAACAUCAUAGAAACUAUGAUUGCAGAGGCCUUUUUAAAAGCAGACAAGCACAUACAGAUUGAAGGCUCAGGAGGGAAGAUGUUCACUCUCUCCACAGCCAUAGAUGACAUGGAGGCCUACACCAAGCUGACAGAUCAUAUUUUUGAGCAAAUACUCCACUCCUCCACCCCGGAGCUGGCUGAGUCGAGGCAGAUUUUACGCAACAUCAUCUGUCGACGCCUCUAUAAGUGUCUGGGCCAAACCCAGGCAGACAAACCCAUGAGCUUCACCCAGGAGAUGAUUCGCAGCUGGGAAGCAGAUCUGGCUCAAUCUAUCCCUCAUAGCGGUCCCCAGGAUGUCCGUCUGCAGCCAGAGGACUUUGUAGUUAAUGUAAUUUUUAUGGACUACGGGAUGAAGGAACAGAACCCCAUCAACAAUGUGCGUUUCUAUUGUAAGGAUGACCUAACUACAGCCAUCCAGAUUCGGAAGAACCAGGUGUCUAAACUUCUCCCAGAGCAGUUUGCUGAGCAGCUGAUCAGGGUCUACUGCAAGAAGACUGAUGACAGGAGUCUGGAGGCCGCCAAGAAGCACUUUGUCCAGUGGUGCAUGAACAUGAACUUCUCAAAGCCUCAGGAUGGAGACAUAAUAGCACCUGAGCUGACUCCUCUAAAAGCCAGCUGGUCAAACAGCAAUGAGGGCGAGGAUGGCGAAGGGGGCGGCUUCAGGAAAGGAAACUCUGCUAGUGUCAAUGGACAAAAGAGAGCCAAAGUUCAGCUUUCAUUUUAAUUAAGAGAAAGAGAGCAAAUACCCCUCUGUGACACAUUUGGUAAAAUGAGACAGCGUUGAGUGAAAAUUCUAUUUUUCUACAAGGUGAGUGUGUUGGUGGGCAAAGCAAAAUUCAAAAUAAUGAACCAAAAGAAAUGAUUUUAACAAAUACAUUCAUUGUUGCUCAUUCAGGGUCUGUACUCACGUUUUUACACACAUCCCUCUUCAGUAUUAUACACAUUUGUUUUAGUUUGAUAAUUUUUCAGGAUAAUUAUUCAGGUUUUUAUUUGAUAUCCUUUUGUGUGAGUGUUACAUUUUAAGUUGAUUUAUUGUUUUCAUACAAUGUGCUAUCAAGUAGCUUACUAUGGUGUAUUUGUGUUAUCAACAAUGAAUCAUGGUCAGUUCAAAUGUUUUACCUUGAGCAUGUGUACAGUAUAUUUUAGGGCAGUGUGUUUUUAGAGCUUACACACAAACGCUCAGUGAGCAUUUGUUUUUACCUUACUUUAAGCCUUUACUUUUGAAUGUAUUUAUUUUUCAGAAUUGCUUUCUGCUUGAGUGGGUUGUGAUGUGUGUUAGUGCUUUAUUUAUUCUGUAUUGAGAUUUUUCUUUUCAAAUGACACAUUUGUGCAACAUUUUUAAAUGGAAGUGUGGCUACCAUUUAAAAUGUUUUCCUCUUGUCAAAAUGUAAUCUCAUCCAAAUUACCACAUACCUGGUUGUUUUAUUUUGCUGAUUGUGUACAAAAGAAUAAUAUUUUGAAAGAAUGUGAAGGGAAACUUAAUAAGGGUUUGGGAAGAUCCUGUAAAUAUUAUUCUUAUUGAAAGGGGUUGAAAAUGGUUUGAAAAUAAAACUCUCUUUUCCUGA